Molecule: messenger RNA, 2357 nt
Organism: Serpula lacrymans var. lacrymans S7.9
Lineage: Eukaryota; Fungi; Basidiomycota; Agaricomycetes; Boletales; Serpulaceae
Exons: 8
Coding region: 1-2025 (674 amino acids)
Biological process (GO): protein phosphorylation; regulation of MAPK cascade; intracellular signal transduction
Cellular component (GO): cytoplasm
Molecular function (GO): ATP binding; protein serine/threonine kinase activity
Source: RefSeq, a predicted model, not a curated record
AUGGCCUUCAAUCAGGUUACUGCUGCAUCUCUGACACCUACACGUCCAGCACCGCAAGUCCCACACCGACGGGGCACGGACAGCCCUUCAAUGUACAACCAGAGUACCCUUCAAUCAUCUGGCUACAACGCCUCAUUCUCUCUUACCUCUGGCUCGUCUUAUGCUCCAGAUUACAGAGGGAUAGGCGACUCGCCAAAUCGCAACUCAGAUGCCAUGUCCAGUUAUCACGUCAUCAGAAAUGGCAUGGUCAGCAUCAAGGAAGACGGUUUUGCAAGCUGGCUUUGGACGCGCAAAUGGCUGGUGUUGAAAGAACAGACGUUGUCGAUACACAAAUCAGAGUCUGCCCCGCAACAAAGCGUUAUCGCUCUCAAAGACAUCUCAAACAUCGAACGCACCGAUCUCAAACCCUACUGCCUCCUCCUAGAAACUAAAGACAAGCGCUAUCAUCUAGCAUUAAAGAACGACGAAGAAUUAUACGGGUGGCAAGAUGACAUCUACUCGCGAAGUCCGUUAAUGGGUGUGAGUAACCCAACAAACUUUGUGCACAAAGUGCAUGUCGGCUUUGAUCCUGUGUCGGGUGCUUUUACUGGCAUGCCCGAGCAAUGGAGCAAACUACUCACGAAAUCGGCGAUAACUCGGGAGGACUACGCCAAAGACCCCCAAGCCGUAUUGGACGUACUGGAGUUCUACACUGACCACCAGAAACGGGAACUGGAAGAGAUGGGAAUGGGAAUGAUGCCGGUAUCGCGGUCCAUUUCGGCGAGCUCAACUCCUUCGACACUCACUGCGUCUACAUUGGUUGGAUCAACAAUAUCCUCGCAGACACUGUCCCCAUACCCAGGAGACGCAUCCGGCGCUACACCACGAUUUAAUGCAGGGACUGGGCUUGCAGGCUCGGGGAUCACCAAGUCUGCACCUGCAACGACUCACGCUGCAACUCAACCGGCACUUGGAGCUGCUGGCGCGACCGCUGGACCUCCCCCUGUGAAGCCUCUACAGCCCGUGAAGAAGAAGGAAGCCCAAGCACCAGCCAUUGCUGUGACAGGCCCUGCAGACGACGACACCAAGGGAGGUGGAAUUGCUGCAGCUGCCGCGGCGCUGGAGAAACCCAAAGAGAAGGAGAAACGAAUCAGCACGAUGACGGAGGUACAGAUCAUGGAGAAGCUGAGGACUGUUGUUAGCAAGGAUGAUCCAAAGGCAUUAUAUAGCAAGAUUAGAAAGGUUGGGCAAGGUGCCUCUGGUCACGUCUACGUUGCCAAGUUAAUUGGUUCUGACAAGAAAGUUGCUAUCAAAGAAAUGGAUCUUUCGCAUCAACCUCGGAAGGAGCUAAUUGUCAAUGAGAUUUUGGUCAUGAAGGAAUCGCAGCAUCCCAACAUUGUCAACUUUCUUGAGUCGUAUCUUGUCAAAAAUAACGAGUUAUGGGUUGUCAUGGAAUUCAUGGAGGGUGGUGCUUUGACGGAUAUCAUAGAAAAUAAUACAUUGGAGGAAGAUCAGAUAUCCAGUAUAUCUCUAGAAACAUGCAGGGGAUUGUGUCACUUACAUAGCCAAUCGAUCAUCCACAGAGAUAUCAAAUCCGAUAACGUGUUAUUGGAUGCUGAAGGCCACGUUAAGAUUACUGAUUUUGGUUUCUGUGCUAAAUUAACGGAUCAAAAGUCCAAGCGCGCUACGAUGGUUGGUACGCCUUAUUGGAUGGCUCCCGAAGUCGUAAAGCAAAAGGAAUACGGUGCGAAAGUGGACAUCUGGUCACUGGGUAUCAUGGCCAUAGAAAUGAUCGAAAACGAGCCGCCUUAUCUCGAUGAAGAGCCGUUGAAAGCUCUGUAUCUGAUAGCGACGAAUGGCACACCGACGCUGAAGAAGCCCGAAGCACUUAGUAAGGAGCUUAAAGACUUCUUGAGCGUGUGUUUGUGUGUGGAUGUGAGAAGCCGAGCUAAUGCCAGUGAGCUCUUGAAGCACGAAUUUUUGGAGAAAGCAUGCCCAUCGUCUGGCCUAGCACCUUUGCUGCGGUCCAAGGCGAAGUCAUCAUGAUGAUUUAUCACCACCCCGUUGUAUCAAUUUCGCACAUGGCCAAGUUGUAGCUCAGUCGUGGACUUUGCGUAGUCUUUUCUCUUUUUUUCUUCUUUUUUUGCUUGUUCUCCUAACUGUGCCAUUCUCUAUCAUUUCCUUUCCUUUUCUGAACACGAUCUAUGUAUGACUUGACGUUGGGCAUGCAGGCCUUGACCUUCUCUUCUAUAUUCUGUCCAUAGUUUUCCUUGGAAAUGCGAUAGUGUACUUCCUAAUGCGGUACCUCUUUAGAUCUUAUGUCGAUGUCCUGCUAUGCGCCAUAUGUAAGACUCCUACCGCAAGCAGCAUCAAAGACA